Molecule: messenger RNA, 1306 nt
Organism: Epinephelus lanceolatus (giant grouper)
Lineage: Eukaryota; Metazoa; Chordata; Actinopteri; Perciformes; Serranidae
Source: RefSeq, a predicted model, not a curated record
GGCUGCCUCAUUGGGACAAACUUCAGACUAGCGAAGCGAGCAGUAGCUGAACACAUUUAAGGAUUUAUUUAAAACAAUGGUGGCGUGAAGCGGCUUUACUUCAGCGGACUGCGAGUGAUGCGGAAGCGGAACAACUCAGAGGACAGCGGGACCACCGGCACUCUGCUGGACACAGACCCGGACCUGAAGCAGCGUCCCGCCAGGGGGGGAGCAGCGGGGCCCGCGGCAGGAGGCCGGCACGGCCUGGGAGAGGACGGAGGCAUGGGGAAGCCCUUCAGGAGAGAGACCGGUCAUUUCCUGUUUGUUUGUUUGUCUGUUAGGCACACAGUUCCUGCUCAAAUGUGGAGAGAAGCUCAGGGGAAACAAGGCGACUGGUACGACUCCACAUUUAGCUCCUCCCACUCCGUCAUCCUCUAUCUCCAUGGAAACGCAGGGACCAGUAACUAUGAUCAUUUAUUUUUCAGAGUCGCCACAAACCUGGUCAGACGUCUGUGUGACAGAGGAAGUCCUCCUGACGCUCUGAUCUUAGAGUCUCCGUUCACCAAUAUCAGAGAGGAGGCCAAGAGCCAUCCCUUCUCCAUGGUGUACAGAUACCUGCCCGGCUUUGAUUGGUUCUUCCUGGACGCCAUCACAGCCAACAACAUCCGCUUCGCCAGCGAUGAGAAUGUGAAUCACAUCUCCUGUCCAGUGUUGAUCCUCCACGCCGAGGACGACAGCGUGGUUCCUUUCCAUCUCGGCAAAAAGCUGUACACCCUGGCGUCCCAGUCGAAGAGCCUCAGCGGUCACAAGGUUCAGUUUGUUCCUUUCCCAUCCUCUCUGGCCUACAAGCACAAGUUCAUCUACAGGAGCCCAGAGCUGCCAAACAUCCUCAGUGAUUUCCUCGGCACGGCUCACCAACAGACGGACGACUCAGCCUGAGAACACACACACACACACACACACACACACACACACACACACAUUUGUUUCCUGACGAGACUGAAGGUUGUCGCAUGAAAUGAACAACAAACAUGUCAUUCCUUUUAUUUUCCAUUCCUCUCACGCCAACACUGGCUUCACAGCGCACUGGGUUGCCAUGGUAACUGGACUCACAGCGGAGUGUGUUUAACGUACUGUAGAUGGAGGAGGACGGUGAUCAAACCAAACUGGAGAACGAACAGAGACGAUCGAUCUUUUUAAUAUCUGAUCUUAUUGUGUGAUUUUUAAAUUUUUGUUUUGGGUCCAUCUGAUGGCGUUUCUUUUCUGGGUUUGAAGGCCUGUUAUGACUUGAAUAUGAAUUAUGGAUUAAAUAUUUCUUGUUUUAUGA